GCAGUGGAGACAGGGGCAUGGGAGUGGGCUCAGCCCUCAGCUGCCAGGGGUGCUAGUGGUGUUCCCAGUGUCCCUGUGCCAUGCGGCCCUGCCUGCUGAUUGCCCUGGCCCUGCUGGGCACAGUUCCGGUCAGCUGCUCUGCUCUUGCCAGCCCUGCAGUGGAGGACAAGGAGGAUGUGACAGAACUGGAGAUGCCCAAGGAGUACAGCGGGUGCCUGGGGGCCAGAGACAAGCAGGCACUCAGUGUCCCCAUCAUGCCGGGCACCGCCACCUGCCGCUACGUCGUCAUCUCCCAUCCCCGAAGCUUCCGUUGUGCGCAGCACAUCUGUGCCCGGCGCUUCCACGGGCGCUUGGCCUCGAUCCACGACUCCCACACCAACAGCUUCCUGCUGCUCCUGGCGCGCCAGCGCUCCAUUGCUGGUGAGGUCUGGAUCGGUGCCGUCAGCCAGCCCGCUACCCCAAUCCCGAGCUGCCACUGGACUGACCGGAGCCCCUGGAACUACAGCCGGUGGAUUCCCGGGCACCCCCUGCCCAGCCACCGCUUCUGCACCGCCGUCUGCACCAACGAUGGGCUCUGGAGGAGCGUGCGCUGCAAGAAGCGGCUGCCCUUCAUCUGUGAGAUAUGAGGGGCUCAGCCCCCCUGGAUGCCCCCAGGCCUUCUCCACGUCUGCUCCCCCCUGGGGGGCUGCACCCCCUCCCUUGGAGUACAAUAAAGUCUUGCUGUUGGCACCCA
Messenger RNA from Pseudopodoces humilis (Tibetan ground-tit), 733 nucleotides. Its product is annotated as proteoglycan 3-like. NCBI's taxonomy places the organism in Eukaryota, Metazoa, Chordata, Aves, Passeriformes, Paridae. Gene Ontology annotation, biological process: immune response. The record is from RefSeq and is a predicted model, not a curated record.